CGUUUCGUUUUCACUGCAGGACUUGCUUUCCGUAAACACCGACAGUGGAGCUUUAAUGUCAGACUCAGGACUUGUGUUAUAAUAACUGGAUUUGGAGUCUGCUUAUAGUGAAGUGACACUCCUCCGGCUCUUCUGACUGAUCAGCAUUCCUGUCUGCGUCCUAUUCCAUAAAUAAGUGUAUUCUGUUGGAUCUGACAGUCAUUAAUGAAGGCAGAGAGACCAUGUGGGAGUCACAUGCGUGCAGAAGAUGAGCAGUAAACAGAUGCCAGGAGCACAGCCCCGGUCUGAGUGUGUUACACCAUGAACAGCACCACUAACCCCCCUCACACCAUCAGCGGAGACGCAGCCGUCAGCUACGUGCUGGUCCCCUUCUUCCUCAUCACUGCCCUCGGGAUUGUUGCAGCAGUGGUGAUGUACAUAAGGAGGAAACGGAGGAUUGAUAGACUGCGGCAUCAGCUGCUUCCAGUUUACACUUAUGACCCGACCGAAGAGCUGAACGAGGCAGAACAGGACAUUCUUUGGAAAGAGGAAGACACAAAGGUGGUCCAGGGUUGGAUGAGGACGUAUCAGCAGCGCAGACCCCUGCUCUCGAAGGAUCCCGAUGCAUGAAAAUCAGCUUUCACUUUUGGUGAUUCUGCACAUAAUCUGUGAACCUGGUCAAUAACUCAACACUGUCUCGUCGUCCUGUAUUGCAGAUUCCCAAGAUGGACAUUUUUGAGCAAUAAGCUACUGAUUUUCCCACUGUUUGACGCGCUGAGUCUGAAAGAGCUUUAGGGACAUGAGAAAUCUACAGUGAAGCGAUGGGAUCAUAUUGUUCGCCUCAGGUCUCUUCUCAUGAAGCAGUCUGAAUAGCAAGACUCCAGAAGGAUGUUAAUACGCCUCUGUGUUACAGUUGUUUAUUUAUUUUAGCUGUAUGUAUUCUGCUGAUGUGCUAUUAAAUCCUCACGAGAUCUGUAGAGUAUUUAGAGCUGAAACACCUUCUGGGGACACCAGAGACUUAUAUUACAUAUUGUAAAAAGGGGCAUAAUAUGUCUCCUUUAAAGUUGGCGUGAAAUGAAAAUUCACCCCAUAUGUUUCCUAAAUGUAUGUUACCGAUGUUAUCGUGAAAAAUGUAUCCACCUUAUUUUCAACUAGUAAGAGUAACAGCAUGCAGUAAAUUCUAAAAAUGGUUUGGGCUACAAACUAGUGCGUUCUUAAUUAAGACUAUACAUGAAAAUAUUAUGGUAAGACACACCAGUUUGAAAUAUCAUGCAGCAAAAUGAGCUGUUUUGCACAGCUAAAAAUAGCUGGAAAAUAAACUGGAAGCUAGACCUUUUUUUUUUGGACAUAAUUUCAGCAUCAAAAUGUCAUAACUGGAUCUUCCAGUGAAAACUAGACUUCUCUCAGGUGACGUCUGUAGGCCCUCUGCAGUCAUUUAGUCCCAUUGAACUCAUCCCUGUAAGCACACCUUCAACUGCUUUUUAUCUUUUAACUUUUUUUACAGGCUUUAUUAACAGCCAAAAGUAGCUGUGCAUCCUGAGUACAAAUGUGCACAGACAUUUCAAUCAAACAAUCACAAACUGUCAAGUAAUUGUCAGCAAAUGUGUUCAACUAUACAGUAUUCACCAUAUUUUUAGCAUAAUAUCAGCUGCAACCAUUUGUAACAAAUCUGUGCCGCUUGUAGUUAUUUUAGCGGUGCAAAAACUGUUAUGCUGCUUGAAACUGCAAACUGGCUUAUCAUCAUAUCAUAUUAAAGCAGUA
Sinocyclocheilus grahami is the source of this 1740-nucleotide messenger RNA. RefSeq lists its product as uncharacterized. The transcript is spliced from 5 exons. Bases 301 to 609 code for a protein of 102 amino acids. The record is from RefSeq and is a predicted model, not a curated record. Lineage: Eukaryota; Metazoa; Chordata; Actinopteri; Cypriniformes; Cyprinidae.